GCGAUGAGGUGUUUUUCAUGAAUAAAACUGGGGUCGAUGGAGAGAUUCGGCGCGCCAUUAUUUUCCUCCCUUUGGAAUCACGCAUUUCUGAAUUAACACCGGUUAGCGUGAUAAGAUGCUUCCAUGGUUAAUAUUGGAGUGGGUGGGAGGUUCAAAACUACUCGAUUGUUUGAAUCAGAGGAAUAUGGGGAUUGGCGAUUACGCAUCUCGUUGCGCAAUGAUUGAUGGUCUUAAUGAAUGGCUUCUCUCGGAUACGAGUACUUUUCACCUCCUCUGGUCGUUCGACUUGUGGUCUGACCUCCUCUGGUCUACGACCAAUGACAAACCCGCAUUUCUCAAACUCACCAAGUUUCUUGUGACCCACUCGAAGGAGAUCGUGGAGGAAGAUGAACUUGUGUCUGCCGCCAUCGAUGUCAACAUAGCAAUCAAGGAGAAGAUUUUUGUGAACCUCUUUGGCGCUGAGUCCAAUUUCCAUGCGGGUUUAGUUCAGCCGAAUCCAUCGCUUGAGGGAUCUGAUGAAGAGUUUGAGGGAGACGAGGAAGGGGAUGAGGAUGCCCUACCCCUCACAGAGGAGGAGAAGGCCUAUCACGCGAAAGUGUUAGCGGAAGAAAGGAGAGAGAAGUUAAAAGCGGUCGGUGAUAAUCAGAGAACCUUUGUCAACAAGUACACCCGAAAUGCCUUCCUGCCAAUCGCACCACCUAGAUGGAUAGAGGCUCAGUCCAGGGAAGUGGAAGACAAACUGUGGGACCUAUACACUUUCAACUACCUUAUCCCUAUUCACGUGGAUUCGUACAAGUUUCUAGCCUCGCUCACCGAAGAGGAAAUGAAGAAAUGUGGGGAGAAGGCCUUGAUGGAGAAUACGAACCUAAUUAGGGGCAAUUACCCACUCACUCCGGCCACCAUGAAACUUGCGCUUGUUGGAGAAUUCAACCACACCAAGUGCUGUGUGUCCGCUUCCGCCCUUGCUGUCCGUGGCUUCCUAGCCCCAAAACAGCAAUCUGCGAUGGCUGAACUAAAGCGCAUUUGGAAUGUGGGUCGUCCUUACCUUAAGUGCCUGUGUGUAGCAGAAGGGAAGAGCGACUGCGGGAAGAACAUCUCAUGGUUCGAUCAUGUGUUGUGGUACUUGUUGUCUGAUCUUCAUUACCUGUUCCCUGAAGCUCCCUCCCUCAGAGCUCAUGGCCUACAGUAUGGCAGUAGACCCCUCGAGAACAGCGCAGAACAUCCUGGACGACCCAGCUAUUAUGCUAAGUUCCCCAAAACCAUGGCGAAACUCAUUCUCCCGGCACGAUAUGUGCGAUCCACGGAGAAGCGGAGGAAGGAGACGGUGGCAGUUUUCGUAGCGAAAAAGGCGAAGAAAGCACAGCCGUCCAUUCUGAAAUUUUAUGUGCCCCCUGCAAGGGACAACAGCGUGGUUCUGGCAAAGGGCACAGCUAUUUUGGUGGAUAUUGGUACCCCGACGUCCUCCUCCAUCACGGUCCAGGAUGAUGGAUAGGCAUCGGCUUGCAGUAGACCAUUGAGGAGAAGCCCGAGAGGGCUGGGGCUCUCCAGGACAUCCCUCUUCAAUCCCUAAUCACUGUACAUGUGUCUGUGUUGUGAUUUGUGCAGGAUAGUACAGAGGAGGGAGGGGGGUUCAUGACUCGUGACCCCUCUGGCCGUGCCAGAUGGCAGAAGCACCCAAAGGAUAGGAAGGAAUGCUUUGUGCACAUCAUGUACACAAGCAGCGUUAUGGAGAUCGUCCGCCUCAGAUCUAUCCUUGAGCGGACUAUGGAUUUUUUUUUGCCUCAUGAUGCAUGCGAAUUGUUGUCUUUGAUUGUCAUUGGGUAGACCUAUAUGAGCUCUUUGGAGAGCAUUUUGUAUAGACCGGCCACGAUGUUUCGUGACUUCGUUUUGGAUGAAUGAAUCUGUUUUUUGUGA
Messenger RNA from Chara braunii, 1914 nucleotides. NCBI's taxonomy places the organism in Eukaryota, Viridiplantae, Streptophyta, Charophyceae, Charales, Characeae. The record is from the annotation of a GenBank genome assembly.